Pelobates fuscus (common spadefoot toad) is the source of this 3192-nucleotide messenger RNA. Its product is annotated as UDP-glucuronosyltransferase 2A1-like. The record is from RefSeq and is a predicted model, not a curated record. Gene Ontology annotation, molecular function: glucuronosyltransferase activity. The coding region runs from base 292 to 1875 and encodes 527 amino acids. NCBI's taxonomy places the organism in Eukaryota, Metazoa, Chordata, Amphibia, Anura, Pelobatidae. The transcript has 6 exons.
UUAUUUUUUUUAUUAUAUUUUUUACCUUUUAAUUGGAUAUCUCCUAAAAGUUAAUGUAAGGGGUAAUUAGACAUCAUUACGACAUACCUUUAAGAAUAUUAAAUAUUUGACAAGUAGAAUAAUAUUUAAUACAGUUGAACAGUGGAUAGAUGGAACUUUUUAUUUAUUUAUUUAUUUUGGCCAUAAAUACCUGUAACAAUCUAUUUCUUCAUACUGUGAACUUAUUUAUAUAGGAUCGUAAUAUAUACAUAUUGCUACACAAAGAGACUCUUUAGAAGUCCAAGUGCAACAAUGCAUUGGGUUACUGUCAUCUUGCUACUACAAACUGCUUUCUUCAGGACAAUAUCCUCAGAGAAAGUGUUGGCUUGGCCAACUGAUGGGAGCCACUGGUUGAACCUAAAUAUGAUCCUCGAGGAGCUGGCACGUAAUGGCCAUGAAGUGACUGUUCUGGUGCCCUCUGGCCACAUGAAAAUGGACCUCAGGAAAGCAUCACCCAUAAAAACUGAACUCUUCCCUGUUCAGUUUUCAAAAGAACAGAAUGAAAAGCUUCUAGAAGAUUUCUUUCAUUUGUGGAUAUAUGAGCUCCAGAAUAUGUCCUUUUGGGAAUCCUACGCUCAGAUGAAAGAAAUCAUGAUGGAAUUCCAUCUACUAGAAAAAUACACAUGUGAUGGUGUACUCAAGAAUAGAGAAUUAAUACACAAACUGCAGGUGGCGAAAUUCACUGUAUUGGUAUCAGAUCCUAUGGCUCCUUGUGGUGAGCUUAUAGCAGAGAUUCUGCAAAUACCAUUUGUUUACACUUUUAGGUUCUCGAUGGCUAACUCUUAUGAAAGACUAUGCGGGCAUCUACCAUCUCCAUUUUCAUAUGUACCUGGAUCCACGGUGGAGCUCACUGACAAAAUGUCCUUUAUCGAAAGGCUGAAAAAUUCCAUGUUCUAUUUAUUUCAAGAUUUUAUGUUCUAUACAGAGACUGCGGCAUUCUGGGAUGAGUACUUUAGUGAAAUAUUGGGUCGACCUACAUCGCUUUGUGAAAUUAUGGGAAAAGCUGAAAUCUGGUUAAUCCGGACAUACUGGGAUUUUGAAUAUCCUCGUCCAACUCUGCCUAAUUUUGAGUUUGUUGGUGGACUGCACUGCAAACCAGCAAACCCUUUACCGGAGGAAAUGGAAAAAAUAGCCGAGAGCUCUGGAGAGAAUGGGAUUAUUGUGUUUUCCUUGGGCUCCAUGGUAAAAAACCUCACUGAAGAAAGAAGCAACAUAAUUGCAGCUGCUCUCAGCCAACUUCCACAGAAGGUUAUUUGGAGAUACAGUGGAAAGAAACCCGACACUUUGGGGGAGAAUACAUAUAUGUUUGAAUGGAUUCCACAGAAUGACCUCCUUGGCCAUCCAAAAACCAAGGCUUUCAUCACCCAUGGAGGAACUAAUGGCAUAUAUGAAGCAAUUUAUCACGGUGUUCCUAUGGUUGGCAUUCCACUCUUUGCUGAUCAGCCUGAUAAUAUGGUCCACAUGAAAACCAAAGGCAUGGCAGUAAUGCUGGACUUCAUUAAAAUGGAAACACAGGACUUAGUGGAUGCUGUAAACGCUGUUAUUAAUAACCCCACAUAUAAAGAAAACGCGCUGAGAUUAUCAAGGAUCCAUCAUGAUCAGCCUGUCAAACCACUCGACAGAGCUGUGUUUUGGAUUGAAUUUGUCAUGCGUCACAAUGGUGCUAAACACUUACGGCCUGCAUCCCAUGAACUGACCUGGUACCAAUACCAUUGUUUGGAUGUCAUUGGCUUUUUGCUUGCCUGCAUGUUGACUGUUCUUUAUAUCUUUGUUAAGGUGUUUACAUUCUGCUGCAGGAAGUGCUGUCGAACCAGAAGGAAACAAAAAACACAAUAACAGAAAAGGGAUAUUUUGUAGGUGAAGCAUUCUGUUGAUGUUCUUUUUGUUAAAUCACUUAAAAAUGAGUACAUCAACACAGAGUUUUUUCAUUCAAAUAACAAAAUACAGAUUACAGAGUCCUAUAUGCAGAACAUGGUUUGGCUUGCUGCUCUAAUAUUGCAUAUCUAUAUUCUAAAUGCACCUUCAUAGAAUGGUUACUUCUAGAAAUCUACGUAUUUCAUGCCUUGCCAUAUCAUUUGUAUAGGGAAAAUGAUCCCAGGAAAAAGUAGGGUUCUUUAUCAGUCACUUGAUCAUCUGCUGUAUAUAAAGUGUAACAAAGUGUAAUGCAUUUAGGUAAAAGGUAAGUAAUCUUUUUUUUGUUGUUGUUUCCUUAAAGUUAAAGUUUUUAACAUUAAAGGGAUACUGUAGUGCCAGGAAUACAAAGCUGUAUUCCUGGCACUACCGAUCCCUCUGCCUCCCCCCUCCCUUGCACCACCCCUCCCAGGUAAAUAAACGGUUAAAAAAAACGUUAUUUACUUACCUUAUCCGACCCCGCUCUGCCCCCUCUGAUGUCCCGCGAUGAGCGGGGUCUAAGGCGCAUGCGCGGCAAAUGCCGCGCACACAUAAGACCUCCCCAUAGGAAAGCACUGAAUCAGAGCUUUCCUAUGGGGAAAAAUCUGACGCUGGAGGUCCUCAUGCAGAGCGUGAGGACGUCCAGCAUCAGAUAACGGACCAAAAGUCCAUUACGAUUCCAGAGGGCAGACUUAGUGCUGCAAUGUAAACAUUGCAGUUCUCUGGAACUGCAAUGUUUACAUUGCAGCACUAGGUUCAAAAGGGGCACAGCACCAAGACCACUUCAAUGAGCUGAAUUGGUCUGGGUGCCUACAGUUUCCUUUAAAGUGGAGUGGGCAAAAGGGAACCUGUAGUUCCGAAAUAGAAAUUGUUAUUCUCAGGACUCUAUGUUCCCUUUAAACCAGUAGCAAUUGGCUUGACUACUAACUUUGGAGUAGUAGCCAGGGCACACCUGCUACAAUAACCACUACAGUGUAGUCUUUUAGCCAGUUGUAGUGGUUAAUGUGGUUGGAGUUUUAUGUUAAGAAACUGAUUAUUAUUCCUUCACCUUUUAUCUGCUGUGUUCCCCCAUGGCACUGCUAUAGCCGCCUUAGUUCACUCAAAUUCUCAUUUGCAUCUGCCCGUGUGAAGGAUGCCAAUUUCCUGAUGUGGGACCUGUCAAUUUUAGAACAUAUGGGGGAGAUUUAUCAAUGCAAUGCAGGUGCUAUUUUGGAUGCAAAGUGCCAAAUGUUCAGAGACAUUUUAUUGAUUUCCACCGUGAUU